Messenger RNA from Suricata suricatta (meerkat), 2079 nucleotides. It is a transcript of the gene BICDL1, whose product is annotated as BICD family like cargo adaptor 1. NCBI's taxonomy places the organism in Eukaryota, Metazoa, Chordata, Mammalia, Carnivora, Herpestidae. The record is from RefSeq and is a predicted model, not a curated record. Gene Ontology annotation, biological process: vesicle transport along microtubule; Golgi to secretory granule transport. The transcript has 13 exons. The coding region runs from base 1 to 1965 and encodes 654 amino acids.
AUGGCACUUAUGCAGAAAUCCAUUAAUGAGAAGGCUCUGAGAAAGGCUCCAGACCACGAGUGGCGCGAGCCCGGAGGUGGAGCCUCACACCGAGGUGAGAACGAGGCCAGGGGCGGGGCUGUGCUCCGAGGUGAGAGCGAGGCCACACCCCGAGGUGAGCGUUCUGGAGGCGGGGCCACACCCGCCGCGGUCGCCAGGCCGGGGGCGUGGCCGUGCCGGGGAGCCGCCCGAACCGUUAGGGAUGCGCCAGCCACCUCCCCAGGCGGCGCGCGCAGCCGCCCCCGGGAACGGCCGUCCGACCCCGGGGAGCAUUCUCAGGCCGAGGCCGCGCCUCCGGCCGAGGGGUCCGGACUGCAGCCGCCGCCCGCCCAGGAUCCCGAACUGCUGUCGGUGAUCCGGCAGAAGGAGAAGGAUCUGGUGUUGGCGGCCCGGCUGGGCAAGGCGCUGCUCGAGAGGAACCAGGACAUGAGCCGGCAGUACGAGCAGAUGCACAAGGAGCUGACAGACAAGCUGGAGCACUUAGAACAAGAGAAACACGAACUAAGAAGACGAUUUGAGAACCGAGAAGGGGAAUGGGAAGGGCGCGUGUCAGAGCUGGAGAGUGAUGUGAAACAACUUCAGGAUGAGUUGGAGAGGCAGCAGGUUCAUCUCCGGGAAGCAGAUCGAGAAAAAACACGGGCUGUCCAGGAGUUAUCAGAACAGAACCAGAGGUUAUUGGAUCAACUCAGCAGGGCCUCAGAGGUUGAGAGACAACUCUCCAUGCAAGUCCAUGCCCUCAGAGAAGACUUUCGGGAGAAAAACUCAUCGACCAACCAGCACAUCAUCAGGCUCGAAAGCCUGCAGGCUGAGCAGGUUCUCGAAAUCAAAAUGCUGUCGGAUCGGAAACGGGAGCUAGAGCACCGUCUCAGUGCCACCUUAGAGGAGAACGACCUGCUGCAGGGGACUGUGGAGGAGCUACAGGACCGCGUGCUGAUCCUAGAGAGGCAAGGCCAUGACAAAGACCUCCAGCUGCACCAAAGCCAGCUGGAGCUCCAGGAGGUGCGGCUCUCCUACCGGCAGCUGCAGGUGAAGGUGGAGGAGCUCACCGAGGAGAGGAGUCUGCAGAGCGCCGCCGCCACCAGCGCGUCCCUCCUGUCCGAGAUCGAGCAGAGCAUGGAGGCCGAGGAGCUGGAGCAAGAGCGGGAGCAGCUGAGACUUCAGCUCUGGGAAGCCUACUGCCAGGUCCGCUAUCUCUGCUCCCACCUCCGGGGGAGUGACAGCGCUGACUCAGCCGUCUCCACGGACUCCUCGAUGGACGAGUCUUCAGAAACCUCGUCUGCCAAGGACGUGCCAGCCGGCAGCCUGCGCACAGCCCUCAGCGAGCUCAAGAGACUGAUACAGAGUAUUGUGGAUGGCAUGGAGCCCACGAGCUCCCGGAGAAUUGAUGAUGACUCCUUAGAAGAACAGAUAAGGCAGACCAGUGAGGACUCGAGAGCCCUAAGGGAACUCAUGGAGGGAGAGAGGGGUAAACUGAGGCAAAGCCUAGAGGAGCUGCAGCAACUCCACAGUCAGGUGACACUGCUGAGUGUGGAGAUGACUGCGCUGAAGGAGGAGAGAGACCGACUCAGAGUGACAUCUGAGGACAAGGAACCAAAGGAGCAGCUUCAGAAGGCCAUCAGGGACCGGGAUGAGGCUAUUGCAAAGAAGAAUGCUGUGGAGCUGGAACUCGCCAAGUGCAAGAUGGACAUGAUGUCUCUGAACAGCCAGUUGCUGGAUGCCAUUCAGCAGAAACUGAACCUCUCACAGCAGCUUGAGGCGUGGCAGGAUGACAUGCACAGGGUCAUUGACCGGCAGCUGAUGGACACGCACCUGAAGGAACGGAGCCGGCCUGCCGCCGCCCUCUCCGGGGCCCGGGGCGCAGGGCGCGGGGACGAGCCCAGCACCGCCGAAGGCAAGCGGCUCUUCUCAUUCUUCAGGAAGAUUUAGGUUGGGAGGAGUCAGGCCAGCGAGGACGGGUUACUUGGACUAGAGGUGACUGAAAUGGGGUGCUUGUACGUGAGGGCUGCCUGGGCCAGCUCAGCAAGCCCUGUCCCCACUGCC